Molecule: messenger RNA, 1511 nt
Organism: Populus nigra (black poplar)
Lineage: Eukaryota; Viridiplantae; Streptophyta; Magnoliopsida; Malpighiales; Salicaceae
Product: polygalacturonase-like
Exons: 4
Coding region: 158-1339 (393 amino acids)
Biological process (GO): carbohydrate metabolic process
Molecular function (GO): polygalacturonase activity
Source: RefSeq, a predicted model, not a curated record
UUUGCUUUUUUGUUCUUGCAAUCCAAUUUAACCCUAUAAAUGCACCCUCAAACCCCUUCACCUCCAUCACCAUUACCACCACUCUCAAAAUCCUCCAACUCUUUCUGAUCUAUCUCUGAACUUGAACAAGUCAAACGGUCCUUUUAUCAAGCAGAAAAUGGCACAUUAUACGUUAAGCUCUUGUGUUCUUCUUGCCCUUCUUGUCAUGGUCUUUACCUCAUAUUUAGCAAUUGCAGAACAACACAAUGUCCUGAGUUAUGGGGCGAAGCCAGAUGGUAGAACUGACUCGACCACAUCCUUUCUUGCUGCUUGGGCACAAGCAUGUGGCUCCAUUAGCCCAUCUACCAUUUAUGUCCCGCCAGGCAGGUUCUUUCUACAAAAUGUAGAGUUUAAGGGUCCAUGCAAGAACAAAGCGAUCGUUGUACGUAUAGAUGGCACACUUCUAGCUCCGACCGAUUAUCGGAUUAUUGGUAAUGCUGGAAACUGGAUUCUCUUUCAGAAUGUUGAUGGUCUUACGGUUUCUGGUGGGGUUCUAGAUGGACAUGGCUCUGGUUUGUGGGAUUGCAAGCGAUCUGGCAAGAACUGCCCAAGUGGUGCCACGACACUACGCUUUUCCAAUUCAAACAACGUAGUGAUCAGUGGAUUAACUUCAUUGAAUAGCCAAAUGUUCCACAUUGUUAUCAAUUGUUGCAACAGCGUGAAGAUUCAAGGGGUUAGGAUUACGGCUUCCGGGAACAGUCCAAACACAGACGGCAUUCAUGUUCAAUUAUCGAGCAACAUCACAAUCUUGAGCUCCAAGAUUGGAACCGGCGACGAUUGUGUCUCAAUCGGUGCCGGCACGACUAACUUGUGGAUUGAAAAUGUUGUGUGUGGCCCUGGACACGGAAUCAGCAUUGGAAGUUUAGGCAAGGACCUUAAUGAGCCUGGAGUGCAAAAUGUGACUGCUAAAACGAUUACAUUUAUUGGCACUCAAAAUGGGUUGAGGAUCAAGUCUUGGGGGAGGCCUAGCAGUGGUUUUGUUAGGAAUGUACUUUUCCAGCACGCUGCCAUGACCAAUGUUCAGAAUCCCAUUGUUAUUGACCAGAACUACUGCCCUGACAACAUAAAUUGCCCUGGCCAGGCUUCUGGGGUUAAGAUUAGUGAUGUGAUUUACCAAGACAUACAUGGAACAUCAGCAACACAGGUUGCAGUGAGAUUUGACUGUAGUAAAAAGUUCCCGUGCACUGGGAUCAAAAUGGAGGAUGUGAAGCUCACUUACAAGAAUCAACCAGCUGGCGCAUCUUGUAACAAUGCUGAUGGAACAACUUCAGGUGUCAUCCAGCCCAAUAGUUGCCUUUAGUAAAGUAGUCCUAGAAAAAAAAAAAUUAAAAACUGACUGUGAUGCUGCUGCAUGAUUAUGUCAUGCAAGCUAUUAGGUAGUUUACUACUCGGCCUGUGGUGUUUCUUGGAGCCCGGCCUUGAUGAGUAUAUAUGGUGGGAAAAGAUUGUUCGAGUUUGUAAUUCGUAAAGAC